This is a messenger RNA of Seminavis robusta, 3879 nucleotides long. Lineage: Eukaryota; Bacillariophyta; Bacillariophyceae; Naviculales; Naviculaceae. The record is from the annotation of a GenBank genome assembly.
UUUUUGUUGCUGUUGCUGUUGCUUCCUUCCGAACCCAAAACUGCUGCUUGGAGGCAUAGUCCGACUGUCACUCUACUUACUCUACGCAGCCAUCAAGAUAGAUACGAAUUGUACCAGAAGCUUAUUCUGAGCCUGGACGUUAAUACUUGUAUCCUCAACAGAUUAGGCGGGGAGUGCGAGGCGGGUUGCGUAGCUUUGGCGGUUGUUUGAGUGCCUGCAAGCAUCAUAAUGCCAAGGCAAAAGGCCCGAGAUCACGCUGCUGAGAUGAUGUCCUUCUACCGCAAGGGGAACAAAAUGUCCCCUAGCAGCAGCGGUAGCAGCCAUCGUCGUACCAGUAGAAGUGAGGAUGACGAUGUUGGAGACGGGAUACAUCAAGAAAGGCAGUCCUCGGAGGAAUACUCGUUGAAUUCGUCUUCGACGGACUCCACAAGACCUACCGUUCAUACGAAGCGAGCACCAGUGCCUUCUUCGUCCAAUUCGAUGAGCACGGACGAACAAUCAAAUCCCUCUGCUGGAAGGAACAGUCGAUCGCGCAACUACAGUAGCAGCGGGAGCAGUAAGGGCAUCCACCAUUCCAACACGAGUGGUGCCAGCAGCAAUGGAAACGAUAGCAUUCUUGCAAAUGGAAACAGCCGCGGCAGGUCCGCAAAAAGCCGACAGCGAGUCCCUGGUGGUGCUGCAGCCAAGCUGAUGCUUCGGGGACCUCAAAAGGCAGCUUCGUCGUCCUCGGAACUCAGUUACAGUGACAACUUUGACGCCGUGGAUAGUCACGACGACGGCCCCAUUGAUACCUCGGAAAUUUAUGACAUGAUCAAUCGUACCAAGGCAGAGUUCGAAACGGGACGCCGCGUGUCACCGGUGGCCAUUUCGUCGGAACAAGGUAACGAAGAGAUUGAAGUUUCUUUUCCAGGAGGAGGCAGGAACAGAAACAGCUCGAAAAAGGGUGAAGGCAGGAUCAAAGAUAGUGCCGAUAGCGUUGCGGCGGAGGGGAAAGUGCCGUACAUUUUGAAAAGAGAUGAAGCCUAUCACGAGAAUGCUUCAGCAGCCGUCGCAGCCAUCCUCGCGCCUCAGGCACGAGGGGACAAUGCCUCCACGGUUAGCAACAUGACCGAACUACAUUCGACUCUCAGUAGCGCUCGAUCGCACAACUAUGGUAAUUCGUCCAUCAGCGCCUUUCAGAGUCCCAAGUAUACCGAUGCUGGAAGUGUGGGAAGCAAUGGAUCAAAUACUGCAAAUGAAGAGUUGUUUGAUGUUCACCAGGGAGCAGCCCUGCACAAGAGCCCUACAACGGAGCCAUUCAUUUCGGGAGCCACGGAAGCCAAGUUGGACCGUAUGUCUCAAAAGAUGUUGGAUCCCUCCAAGACAUUGUCAGACCUGCUGCGAGCCAUUGCAUCGCCUGCAGAUGUGACCACUAUGGACCGCGCCUUCAUGGUCCGACGAAAGAAUGCGUGUGGAGCCCUCAAGGUCUUGACUGCCCAUAAUCGUCGUCGAAAACAAAUAUGCUGGACUGUGGGAGUUUUGCCAGCCUUGACAUCGGUUUUGCAGGAUGCAGGAGAUGAGGCCUUGGAAGUUGUCUAUCCUGAUGUGCGAACCCGGACGGAAUAUGAAGAAGCACGUCGUAGGGCUAUUGCGGCAUUGACCAAUCUGGCCAUGCCCGUUUCCAAUCGUCUGGCAGUUUUCCAUACGCCGGGAUUGGUCCAAGCCUUGAUUGCAACCAUUAUGCGCGUUGAAGGAGAUUGCUUGGAAGGAGCCUGUGCAACGCUGGCAUAUCUGGCCAAGUCCAACGAGAAUAGGAUUCUGAUGGCCCAGGUGCCAGGUCUUUUUGAGGCAGUGCUGCGUGUUUUACGCCCAACAAUGAAUGAGGAGCAGUCUUUUCCUGAUUCUCCUAAGCAACAAGAUUAUCCUUGGACCUCUUCAGUAUCGGACAGCGAUAGUUCAAUGUCGUCUGGUGACGAAGACGAGGAUGAAGACGAUGAGGAGGACGAUGAAGACGAUGAUUUUGAUGAUAUGGAAGAGGAAGCGUCCAUCUUGAGUGGAUCCACAGAUUGUUCGUCUGAGGGAGGCUCGUCUGAGGAAGAGGAUGAUGAAAUGGACGAGCAUACGACCGAUGAUGAAAUGUCAACGGAUCAUGAGUCCAUGACUGGCAGCGAGGCGUCGACGGACGCAUCCGACAGUGAAACGUCGGGUGAUGAAUCUCGGAGUGAUUAUCGUCCUCCAGUCGUCACCAAGAGGAAAGUACCAAAAGCACAGCACAAGAAGAGUGUUGGUAGUCCCAAGCCGUUGUCUCCUUCCAGCAAUUCCUCCCGCCCGAAGUUGCAUUCGAAUUACGACAAAGACAAAUCGAUCUCGGCAGCUCGCAAAAACUUGUUUGCUAUGCUUGGGCAUCUUGUUAAGGAAAAGGAUAACGCGUAUCGCUUGGCUCGUGUCAACGAACUUGUCCCUGUAGUUGUGGAGAUUUCUAAGAUGCACGAGUCUCCCAUUCACGUGCUUGCUGUGCAGCUGUUGGCUCAUCUUACUCGCCAUCGCCUCAACAGCAAGUCUCUUGUUUUUAAAAUGCAAGUGGUGAUUCAAGCCAUGGUAAAGGCUACUUAUUCCAACAGCGAUAUUUCUCGUCGCUAUGCUUGCUUUGCUAUACAGAACUUUUCUCAUGACAAGUCCUGUCGUCAAGAGCUGGCUAGUUCGGAGAAACUGAUCACAGCCCUCUGCAAGAGAGCUAGGCACUCAAAGGAUCCCGAGGAGCGCCUUGCAGCAAUUUGCGCCUUGAAGAAUCUAACUGACGAGCCCGCCAAUCUGAUCCCUCUCAGCAACACAGCGGAGUGCAUAGCUACUUUGAUGCAGAUCGCUCAUGGCCAAGAAGAGGGCGUCACUGAAAUGAUGCAGUUUAGGGCUUGUGAUGCCCUGGCAACAAUUAGUCACUGGCUUCGUAAAAUCGCCACCAACGGGCAGUCCAUGGACGCAGCAAAGCACGAUGAUGCCAAGCCCAAGAGUAUGUUUGUUCCUUCCCUCAAGGUUAUUGGCUGGGAACAAUUUGAGUAGUAAAGUAGCAUUGUAGUGUUUACAUGAAUACGGUUUGGUUUCAGAAACAGGCAGCGCAGGAAUAGGCCAGUAUGGCACAGACAGCUCUGACAUGAGGGUGCCGGUACGGUGCCGUUUCGGUUCGUUAGUAGGAUAAAUACUUUGUUCUACCGGUAAGCACAGACCAGACAAAACUCAACCCUACAAAAUGUUCCAUUGCUAAUCAAUUUUUUUUCCCUCGUUCAUGAGGUGUCAACGGUAUACGUUGUGCUACCCGCUCAAAGAGGGGGUCCCGGCAUUUGCAUACGAAGAAACUCAUCAAAAGGGCACACCGUUCCAUAUCCACCUGGAUGAAGGACAGCAGCAGUGCAGUCGCUGGGAACGUCGGAUGCCUCAAGAACCGAUUGCCACACAGCGAAGGCAAUCGUGGGGCCACCAAUAGGGUCCAACGUGGGGCCAUGUGGGCCCAACUUGACUUCGUGACCGGCACAGCGGAAGUAUUGGAGUUUUGGACAAUGCACGCAAAAGCCAUCAACUUCAAGUGUUUUCAGAGAGGGCGAAGUGAUCUGAACGGUCUCAUCUUCUGCGAACUGUAACUCCUCGCACCUCAGUCAUUGGCGUCAUUUUUCAUCUUUGCGUCACCGACCGCGAAUUUUUUAGGCUCGGGGGCAGUUUCUUCCUCGCGAUUGGGGUUGCCGCGCUUCUUGAUGAUAGGAUGGUUGGUAUCGUUGUUGGCAAGUGCGUUGAAAUUCAUCAUCUUCUCUUGUCUUCGGGAAUUGUGGUUGUUCGUCGGCUUUGAUUGAUGGUGGGAGAGUGGGGGGGCAUAGUCCACAGUUAAGUUUGUCCCCCCUUGUCACAUGUGAC